UUUCCACUGACCACCAAUGGUAAGGGACAAUUCUUCCAUUGAACCAACAAUGGAGAUAGUGAGGCAUAACUUCUCCCAAUGAACACCAUUGUAAGGACCAGUCUUCCUCUGAUCACCGAUUGUAAGGAGCAUGUCUUCCCACUGACCACCAAUGUUAAGGAGCAUUCAUUCCGGACAGACACCGACCAAUGUAAGGAGCAUUCUUCUCACUGUAUCACGCAAUGUACCGUGACAUUUCUUCCCAUCCGACCAACAAUGUACAGGGACAUUCUUCCCACUGAGUCAACCAAUGUAAGGGGCAUUCAUCCCACUGGAUCACCAAUGUAAGAGGGACAUUCUUCCCACCGACCAACAGAUCGCGCGAUCUGUCAUCAACCAAUGUAAGUAAGCAUCUCUUCCGCACUGAUCGCACCGGAUGUAAGAAGCGCAUAUCUCUUUCUUGACAACACACACACACACUGUACACAAAGGAUGUUUCUACUACACACAAUUGGUAUGA
This is a messenger RNA of Staurois parvus, 499 nucleotides long. The record is from the annotation of a GenBank genome assembly. Lineage: Eukaryota; Metazoa; Chordata; Amphibia; Anura; Ranidae.